AUGGCGGCGUUAAGCAGAUAUCAAAGUGGCCCUGCUGGUGGGAUCACCGAGACCACCGAGCGAGAGACCGUACUGCUCUCUUCCUGUCCUCCUCCGCCUGAGAUCCUGCAGGAGGAGAGGCUGCCGUUCAGCGAGGGUGCUGAGGUCGUCCGCCAGCUAACUACCGGGGGCGCUCUCAUCAGCCGGCGCCAGCAGUCCCAGAGAAGAGACAACACGAUGGGCCGGAUAUCGUCCAAGACCUAUAUCAGGCUGCAUGCCCUGUUCCAGGUGGUCCUGGCCGUCUACCUGACCUUCGCUCGCGAGUCCGUUGGCGGGCCGGAGUUGGUGUACAAAGUCCGGGACAAGCUCAGGAUUGACAUUCUCCAGCCGUUCAAUCUCCCGCGGUCACCGUUUGCAUACUGCGGCAUCCUGCUGCUCUCGUUUGCUCUCUUCGACCUGACGCUGGCCAUCAAGCUGCCGACGCUGAACCACGUACUGGCCGUGGCCGAGUUCAUCCAUCGCCAACAGCUUCGACAGCAGCAGGAGCGGCAGCAGAGAGAGUCUCUUCUCCAGUCUCGGGCGUCGUCCUCCUCGUCCUCGUCUACUGCUCGGCCUCCGCCGAUAAUAUCAAGAUCAAGACUGCCAUAUACCCGGCCGCCAGCUUCUCGAAGCUCGUCCACUUCAUCCACGGCCUCCACUGACUCGGACUCGUCUACCUCUACCGAGCUCAAUGAAGCUGCGUUGAAGAUUACCGCCGAGUUCUCCUCCCUCUACCGCCAGCUGUGCAUUCUCCUGAUCACACUUCGGUCAUGGAUAUUUAUGAUCGUGUCGUUGCAGAUUUAUCUCUCCUCUGACACGGAAUGGGGUGCUGCAUCUACAGCCUUGCCGUCAACGGCCACGGUAGGUGGAAUGCCGGCCACAAGCACUCUAGCUGCAAGUACCAUGGCAACUCCUUUCCAAUCUGCGGCCGGAAAGACUAUCCUAUGGCUGGACCAGAACAUGCAUUUUACCCGAGACGGACCCAGCACUGCAGCUGUUGUGUCCAAAUCUGCGUUGGGAUAUGAUGUGAAUGAUCUCAAGAGGAAGAUUGUGCUUGGCUACGGAGUGCUAGAGCUGAUGUUCUCAUGCUGGAUACUGUUUGCACUCCGUCAUGAGAAGAAACAAGCUGAAAACCAACUUCGUGCUGUCGGCAUAGGCGUAGGUGCUGAUAUCAUUGCUGAUAUGUGA
Messenger RNA from Trichophyton verrucosum HKI 0517, 1206 nucleotides. RefSeq lists its product as uncharacterized. Bases 1 to 1206 code for a protein of 401 amino acids. The record is from RefSeq and is a predicted model, not a curated record. The transcript has 4 exons. NCBI's taxonomy places the organism in Eukaryota, Fungi, Ascomycota, Eurotiomycetes, Onygenales, Arthrodermataceae.